UGGGUGAAUGUCACUUCAAAUAUAAAGAGAGAACACGGAACAAAUGACUAUUUGUCGUCUCCGAUAAGUGUAUUCCUACUUCUCGCAACACUUCUCGGCUCAGGAGGACCCAGGGGUAAUACAAAAGUACAGAUUGCUGAAGCCUUGGAACUUGACGAUUUCAAAGAACAUGAUAAAUUCGUUUCACGGAUGUUUGCCCUACUGUAUCAUAAUUUGACAGAUGAAAAGAGAAACGGAAACCAAAUUGUUUCCCUAGGAAAUGGAAUGUUUCUGAAAAAUGAAGUUAAUAUAAAACUGAAAUUUUUGACCAGGAUGAAAAAUAUAUUUUACAAUGACGUUUUUAACGUAGACUUCACAAAAACCGACGAUGCUACAAAAAAUAUUAAUGAAUGGGUCAGUAACAAAACAAAUAAAAUGAUUCCUACAAUCUUGGAGGAACCACUACCACAGACGACUGUUCUUGCAUUAAUCAAUACUCUUUACUUUAAAG
Messenger RNA from Schistosoma turkestanicum, 490 nucleotides. NCBI's taxonomy places the organism in Eukaryota, Metazoa, Platyhelminthes, Trematoda, Strigeidida, Schistosomatidae. The record is from the annotation of a GenBank genome assembly.